GAACCCUACAGAAUGAGAGCGUGAGAGGACCCAGGUGGUCAAAACCAUCCUAUAUCCCAGGCUUAUGAUUCCCAGAAAUCCUCCUCAUUACUCCAUGAGACACCCCUAUGACAUUUUGAAUGGAAAGGUCUACAGCUGUUAUUCCAGCACCACUAGGGCAAUAGACUAACAGAGCUAUGCACCACAUCAGGUUAGAAGAGAAAUUUGCUACUGGAAGUAGCCAACAGACAAGUGUCUGCACUAUGAUAGAUAUCCUCACUGGCAGCAGCAGCAGAGAAAAGGCUGGAACAGCGUAUGGAGAUUAAUUCCUUUUCCUUCCCUUCCCUUCCCUCUUCCCGUCCUCCCCUCCCAGGUUCUACAGCGUGUCCCACCAUGUCAAGGCAAGGCUUGGGGUAGCAUAGAGAAGCUUGCAUUGCAUUCUGCCAAAUGUGAGGAAGGACUUACACACACUGGAAUUCAGCAAAUUCACAACCACUGCAACACUUUUAAACAAACAGAAAGAAACAAUGCACUAGGCUGGCACAUUGUGCUGGUGUCUUAAAGGGGCAUGGUUGACUUUAUCUGGUCAAUAUUUAUGCCUGCCCCUUGCUCCAUUUUCCUAAGUUUAUGGGGUUCUUCUACACAGAAGAUUCACACAACCAACUGAAAGUCAUGUAUAACAUACUGUCUAAUAUACAAAGGGACUAAAUGAAGGAAUCUUCUCUCUUGGUUUCCUUCAAGCAAAGGAAAACAACUUCAGAUGUAAGGUAUUCUGAAUUAAUAGCAUUUUUCAGUGAUAUCUGUUUUCUGUUCUUCACUCAAGUUUUUACUGCUAAUCCUAGAUUUAUUGUUCUUGGUCACAGUAGUACAAACCAUUUCAAAGUAAAUCUGGUAUGCUAAAAGACACUCUUCUUUUACUGAAUUUCUGAGACAGCCUUCCCGCAAGAAUUAAACUCUUGCCAUUUCAAAUACUGUCCAAGUACAAUAAAAGCACACUGGGUAACUUGUUCAAGUUCUAUAGCAUCAUUAGCAUCUGAUGCCAAGCAUACCAUGUAAUUAAAACUCUGGUGCAGUCUUGCAUGUAUCUUGCCAGUUACAGAACCAAAAACCACUGUAAAAUGUAAGCCUCCCUAAAGUGCGUUUACUCAGAAGUGGCUGUAUAAAAUUAGCACCUGCCAGAUCUGCUCCCAUGUGUUUGAGAAUCCUUUGCUUUUCUGACAAAAACACAUUGGUAUUAACAGUGAGGAACCACUCUAGUGAUGAUACCUCAAGCCUCAGUAUUUAAUCCAAGGUUCACUGCAGAAUUUUUAGUAUGAAUAUGCCCCCCCUCACUUCAAGGUUUAUUCAAGAUACUGCAAAGCUUUGAGACACUUGUCUUCUUCACUUGAUGCUCAAAAGGUAAAAAGCCUUCCUGACCAAAAAGAAAAACUGAAAAUGAAGAGAGCAAAUUUCACAUUUAUCAGAUAUAUUCAAAGCUGUCCAAACCAAUAUUGAAUGUGGCUAUGACAGUGAGGCAUGAAAAGCCUCUUAAAGCAAAACUAGGCACCUGCAAGGAAGUCAGCAGGUGUGAAUUCACCAUCGUAUCCCAGGAAGGAGGCUCCUCUAGCUGAGGGAUAAUACGAGAUACCAGGAGGAUACAGAACUAACUGAACUCUCAGAAUGGGAAGCUUGGAGGAUGUUACACUGUAGGUAGUAUCUUAGCAACUAUAUAUAUUAAUAACUGAUACCAUGAGACAACAGCAAGGAUGUAGUUAAUACCCAAGACAGGCCAUACUUGGGCCAAAUAAAAUGAACUGUCUGCAGAUGAACUAGGAUGCUUUCCAGCUAAACCUGAAGCCCUUCUCCAAUGAGCACAGAUUCCUUUUUGCCAUCUGCCUGGCUUGAUUAAUUAGCCAGCACGAGGCUCUUGCAUGUGAGUCACCAAUACCAGAAUGUGUUUAUCUCUACCUCGCAUUCUAGUGUUAAAAAUAAGAGGCACAACCCUUCCCCUCCAUCUGUGGAUCUCAGUGACACAGCCAGCUCUGUCAGAAAUAUCUUUAGGUAGAGCUAUAGAGGGAGAAUCAAAGUGCUGCUGAGGGGGGAAAAAAUCAUGUUGACAGGUCCCUCAAUUCAAGUGCCUCUCAGGAAUCUUGCCUUCUCCUCAGGCAGUGUGGGCUGAUGCUUCACCAUUCUACACACCUACUUCCUGCAAUCCUGGCAAUUACCAAUAGUGUAAAACCCAGUUUCUGACGUGGCUGACUCAGCAAGGGUUUGGCUCAAAACAAAUACAUAUGCACAAGGAACUGCAGCCUGGGAAGCAGUGACAAGAGACGGAAGAGAAGAGAGAGAUGAAGAGAAAGAGAUUUGGUGGAUUUUAACAGCCGUUUCCAAACCAACUUAGCCCUGCCUGGAGUUGCUGCUCCCAACAUACAAGCAGCGUCUGGUGUGGUUCUCUGUACUAAGUGCUUCAGCUACCUCUCCUUUCUACCUGCCUAACUCUGCCCUGCUCCAAUACAAGCUACCAGAGUUGAAGGUAGGAGACUGUUCCUGACUGAGUUUUCACUAAUCGUGCCAUUAGAGUCCUGAGACUGAUCUUCCUUUCCUCAUCUCACCAUGGAUACUUGGCGGAGAGGAUCCAUUAAAUCCUCAACGUUCUUCAAGCGUUUUUCACUCAGGAGGCAUAAAAAGCUGGGAAAUCAAGUCAUCAUCUUGAAUCAGAAUAGCAACACAAUUGACAACGAUGGGCAGUACCAUAAGAGGGAACUAAGGGACCUGAAGGACAAAUCGGAAUACUUGUCAUGCCAGAGUGAGCAAAACCUUGCCAAGGCACAGGCACCUCCCAAGCCUCCCCGGCUGUACCUGGACAGUUCCAGCUGCCCCAACAUAAUCGACCACACAGAUUCCCCCUCUAAAGACGUCUCCUUUUCCAGUGCCAACCAUCAGUACCACAAAGCUACUCAAACGCAACAGGCUCACAUCCACAAGGACCAGGCUACAGACUGGGGGACUGCUGAGAGAGGCUCCCAGACUGGCUCACCUCUUUAUGAUCCGUCUGACCCCUUCUUUUCCUUCAAAGUGGACUUGGGGCUAUCACUCCUUGAGGAUGUGCUGCAGACCCUCAGGAAACAGAAUCCCAGAGAUUACACUAUUUGAAAGCACCUGCCAUUUCAUUUAUUGAGUUAAUCAGCAGGACUGACAGUUUUUUAGCCCUAACAGAGGAAGGGAUACCAUUGUAUCCCUUACUCUGAGGGUUUGUCUUAUUGUCCUGCCUUACCCACCACAGGCUGCUCCUGUCCUUUCUUACAGAGCUGUCAGUCACCCAACCACCUGCUGGAAUAAAGAGAAGCAUUUCCAUUCACCAGACUACUCUAGAAAUUUUUCUCCUGCUGUUUAUCACGCACCUCAUCCUGGUAAAAGAAACCACUUUACUUGGCAACACAGAGACUUACUAUUUUUGGAACAUAAUUGAGACUACAGAAGGUGUGGGAAUCAAGGUGGACGGAACAUGCAUGGUUCAUGGGUUACUGGACAGUCUGGAUGGGAAGGCAGCUCCCACAUUUCAAAGCUAUAGCUGAGGAAUUGAGAACCUGUCCGAAGAGAGAAACUGGAGUGUUUAACCCAUAUCACAAGCGGAGAUCCUAGAAAUGAAGAUUAAGGAUGUUCCUUUUUCUGGUGGGUUUCUUUCCCAAUAGCUCUAGUGCGAUGGGCAUUCAUAGUCACCUUGUCACUGAAAACAGGUAAGCAGCCAGAAAGACUCCUAAUAUAGGAUCAGCAAAUUCUCCAUCUUGCUAGCAGGAGAAGGAGCUUCUGUAGAUAUUGCUUUCUGGAGCUUGUUCUGACUAAUCAGCUGUAAAGAUAUAUGCGAGAAUAAAUGUAUCUGUUCUAAA
Alligator mississippiensis (American alligator) is the source of this 3845-nucleotide messenger RNA. RefSeq names its product chromosome 2 C15orf62 homolog (gene C2H15orf62). The transcript has 2 exons. Lineage: Eukaryota; Metazoa; Chordata; Crocodylia; Alligatoridae. The record is from RefSeq and is a predicted model, not a curated record. Bases 2572 to 3111 code for a protein of 179 amino acids.